AUGAAACCAGUGAGCAACCGAAUUAUUACAGCAUGUCUUCUGUCACAUCAUGCAAAAACAACAGUGAUUCAAGUAUACACGCCAACAGAAGGAGCUGGAGAACAUGAAAAGGAUGCAUUCUAUGACCAACUAGACAAUGUCCUAAGAGAUGUACACACUCAUGACGUAAUAAUCCUCAUGGGUGACUUUAAUGCUCAAAUCAAUGGAGAAGGAAGAGGAUGGGAAGAUGUAAUUGGCCCCCAUGGAUCAUCACAGAUCAAAGAGACUACUACAGCAGCAGCAGAUGAGGUUAUUGGACAGCGACGCGGGACACAUCGAGAACGUUGGAUACAGGAACGCUCCUGGAACCUAAUAGAUGAGCGAAAACGAGCUAAACAACAUCGUGAUCAAGCCGAAACAGCAGAAGCAAAAAGAGAAACUGUUGAAGCCUACCGAGACCUUGACAGAAAAGUCAAACGAAGCUGUCGUGCAGACAAGAAGGCAUGGGUGGAGAAGAAGGGAGAAAAGGCACAAAAAGCAGCAAACAAAAAUGACACCAAGACGCUUUAA
Molecule: messenger RNA, 549 nt
Organism: Rhopilema esculentum
Lineage: Eukaryota; Metazoa; Cnidaria; Scyphozoa; Rhizostomeae; Rhizostomatidae
Source: RefSeq, a predicted model, not a curated record